Messenger RNA from Rhopilema esculentum, 3112 nucleotides. Its product is annotated as serine/threonine-protein kinase Nek6. The record is from RefSeq and is a predicted model, not a curated record. Gene Ontology annotation, molecular function: ATP binding; protein serine/threonine kinase activity. NCBI's taxonomy places the organism in Eukaryota, Metazoa, Cnidaria, Scyphozoa, Rhizostomeae, Rhizostomatidae. Gene Ontology annotation, biological process: protein phosphorylation.
CUAGAAAAAGAUGGAAAUCGAGAACAUAAAAUUUCUCAACAAAUGCCGGGACGUUGCAGAUAUACGGCAAAUGAAAAGAAGAUGGGGUACCCGAUCAGAUCUUGGUCAUCGAGGCUAUUAAACUGUCUCUCAUUUGCAACAACGAAAAAGUCCUUAACGAAAAGAAAUAAGAAUACAAUAUAAUUUUUUAGUUCAUCAUAGGGAGGCAUACUGGAGAUUCCCUAGUUUCAAGCAACGUGUUUCCAUCACAGGGGUGAUAGCCGACAGGGGCAUCAUGAUACAGAUGGCUCAACAAAUACAAAAAAGGUAAUGUAGGGAGUCAGGUUUAUAUCAAGACCCGCUUCUCACAAGACUUUUCAAUAAACAUGUCUAAGAAAAUCUAUUAGUGGUGAGAGAAACAUAGCCACGCAUACAGAAUGGCAUGGUACCACACACCCUGAAAAAGCUUGUCAAAAUGAAGGGGCUGCAAAUAUAAAAAUGAAGACCGUCCAAUAGAAACUUAAAAAACUUUUCUAACGGAGUGCCUAGAACAGCAAAAAAGGAAUAAAUCUUACCAUAACACGCAGAAAAUUAAUGCUUAGGAAAAAAAUCAUACACGUAAUAUGUAAAUUAGCCUGUUCUUGUUAUAAAAUCAACAAACAAAUAUUGCAAAUUCUUGUUUUAGGGGUAUUAUCACUGUAAUACUUUAGUUAUACUUUUUAAUAAACGACCCAAGCCAUAAAAAUUCUUCUCUCGAGUCGUACCAGUUACAGUAUCAUCAAAAAGUAUAUUUGAGCAGCUGCAGAAAACAGUGUUCUAGUCCCUAGUUCAGGAGUCUAUGUUCUGGUAUCUAGUAGCAAUUAUGGGGAAAAACUACUUUGAAAAAGGCAGUCGCUUCUCUAUGCUUGACAGAACCUCAGUGAGCCAUUAGCUCAAAAAAAUUUUUUCUUUAAUAACAUCAAGAUAAGGAGCUUAUCUUUAAAUACUAGGAAAAUCCUAAUCCCUAAAGUAAAUGAUUAUUUCCUAUUGUGCGAUACCAGAAACACUUAAAUAUGAUCGGUGAAAAACAAGAGUGAGUCUAAGAAUAAACACAGGCUCCAAGCAAUCUUGAAAUGCUUUGGAAGUCAAGUUAAGAUUUUAUUAUCAAUAUAUGAAAAAGAGGCAAAACUGUAUAUGACGUCAGAUGAUAUAGCUAUUAUGGCAAUGUCACGGCAUCUUGUGACAAAUCCACAAACAAUCUCAAAGAAAGAGCAUCUAGAACUGGAAGAGGAUACACUACAAUUUUAGACAUGGCAGAAGGGUUUGACGUUCAUAGACUGACAGGAGACAAAGAAGCGACCAAUCCAACACUACAAGAUAAAUGUCGCGCGGUAAUAUUAGACGCAAGCGGCAUUGAGAACAGUGCAGAUCUCCGUAAAAAGUUGAAUUUACCAGGACCGCUGAUCGACUUUCUAACAAAACAGUUUGGUUCUGAUGAUUUCUUUAUCAACAAAGAAGAUGUAACAGCCGAAGACAUUUCAACAGAAACCUACAAAGCAACAUGCAUGCUCGACAAAAGGAAUGUUCUUCUAAAAUGCAUCCCUAAUCGAAUACUCUCCGAGGAAAACCGAGAAAAAAUCCAAGCCUGGAGAAAAAAGGAUCUAAAAGGAAUACAACGUUGCCUUGUAUCAUUUCAAGAAGGACAGAAAGAAAUCUUUAUUUUAGAGGGAGGGCUUCAUGGUAUAAAAGAUAUCAUUGGAAUAAUGAAAGGAAAAGAUAUGCGACCGGACGAGAUUUCUAUAUGGUAUUUGAUGAAAAGAGUCACAGAAAUACUUCAAGGUCUCCAAGAGAAGAAACUGCAGUACCAAGAACUUGACAUGAGCAAAAUAUGUAUAACAAGCACUGGAGAUGUUUGCAUGUACAAUCCAAUCCGGUAUAUUAGUGAAAAUCCAAACAACGACCCAUUUGCAAUAUCUGAAAGCGGAUCCUCAGCAAUAUACACCCCGCCAGAAGUGAUUUCAGGUGAACAACCAACCAUUAAAUCAGAUAUAUGGAUUGUUGGAUGUGUCCUCUAUGAAGUUGCAAUGCAAAAGCCAGCAUACUCUGUUACCGGAACUGAUAUAUUUGCAUCCCUUAAUGAAAUUGUUGAGGGCAAAAUGCCAGAAACACUGGACAGUGAAUACUCUAAAGACCUUCAGAAGAUUUUAACAUCAUGCUUACAUGUGCAAAUGCAAGGGCGCCCGGGCUUAGAAACUCUUCUUCAAAAGGCCGAAGAAAAACUUAAAGAUGGAGCGUAUGACUUUAGCAAGUGGCUUCAGAGUCAAUAAACAAUGUUAGUGAACAGUAAAAGAGCUUACGUAGAAGUGUAAUAACAUAGCGGACAAGUUUUCACAAUAAAUUCAAGCAAAUAGGUUUUUUAUUAAUAAUUACUUUCACAUGUCACAAAAGAGAUUAUCUAUAUAACCGAAAAACAUUCAUUUAGAAGUGUUUAUUAUUUUUUUCAUUAUUCUUUGAUGAAAUAAUCAUAGCUACUUAUAGUGCAUCACGAUUUUACGAAUAUAUUGUAACGUAUGAGCCGUUAAGAAAGACAUCAAAGAUAAAAAUUAAAAUCUUGUAAAGAAGAGACGUUGGAAUAAUAGCCUAAUGUGAUAGGCAAUCAAUUAAGAUUGGUUUAGAAAAAAGAAACUUCUUAUUCACAGAAACGAUAUGAAGAAAAUAACACGAUAACACAAUUAACAGUAGUGAAAAGAGCUAAGCGUCGAUCAAAAGGAUGUUUUCCAACUGCCAACAAGUAGAUGAUCGAAUGAUAAAACACAGUUGCAUAAAUGAACUGUCGUUAGCCAUGGAGUAAGUGAGUUACUUUACGGGGAUAUUCCUGAAAAAGACUUUAGCAAAUAGAGAUUAAGCAUUAACCAGGCUGCAAAGAUAAAUGUAGAGAUAAUAUACCAUUCCCUGUGUUAAGAAAUCUAAUGAUUUCAAGAUAAAUUUAUCUCUGAAUCAUUAGGCCUGCAAAAAAAAGAAAAUGUGCAUGACACCUUACCUUAUUUGCAAACCAAAAAAAAACUAACCAGAAGCAUUCAAAAAAAGUUAAUAUGAAAUCGUUAAUUAGAAAAAAACAUCUGACGUAUGAGAUAAAUAUUAUCUCACCGUAAAC